This is a messenger RNA of Halichondria panicea, 1075 nucleotides long. RefSeq names its product autophagy protein 5-like. Lineage: Eukaryota; Metazoa; Porifera; Demospongiae; Suberitida; Halichondriidae. Gene Ontology annotation, biological process: autophagosome assembly; cellular response to nitrogen starvation; autophagy of mitochondrion. Bases 110 to 943 code for a protein of 277 amino acids. The transcript is spliced from 9 exons. The record is from RefSeq and is a predicted model, not a curated record. Gene Ontology annotation, molecular function: Atg8-family ligase activity. Gene Ontology annotation, cellular component: Atg12-Atg5-Atg16 complex; phagophore assembly site membrane; cytoplasm.
UGAAAGACCACGCCUCCUCCUUGUGUGCACAGCGCUAGCGCAGCCAAGUGAGAUUUCGGUAGCUAGCUAACCAUCCAUCAGAGGAAUCCAAGGCUAUAAGGUGCUCAGAAUGGAUGAUGAGCAAGUCAAGAGGGAGGUAUGGGACGGCUCUGUGCCUGUGUGUUUCUCAAUUGAUGACGAGGAAGUGAGCUUCAAUAGGAGCAACCUCCCAGAGCCCUGCUAUAUAAUGAUUCCGCGGAUCAGCUACUUUCCUCUGGUGUACGAAAAACUCGAGAAAUUGUUUGCCAAAGCUGCUGAUUUCCAACCGGGGGCUGACGAACUGUGGCUGUCCUUCGAAGAGCAGCCUCUUAAAUGGCAUUAUCCGGUGGGCGUCUUGUAUGACCUGUAUGGGCGGAACUGUCGACUACCCUGGACCCUCACUGUGCAUUUCAAGAAUUUCCCCGAGGAUUCGUUGCUUCACUAUCAGAAAGAAUCACUCGAGUCACACGUCAGGUCCAAAGUCAAAGAGGCGGACACUCUCAAGCACAGGUCAGAGGUCAUGAACUCCAUGACCCCCCAAGAGGUCGGCCAGCUGUGGGAGGGAUUCAAACACAAUAAUUUCACUGAUUUCUGGACUGUGAACAAGAAGCUGAUGCGAACUAUAAGAGGAGACAAAAGUCCAUUCCGCUACAUACCCUUCUGUGUGUAUAAGGAAGGCAGUCCCACUUACCAACGAUUGAUCACAUCAGUCUCCUCGGAAACAGAGGGCAAAGCUCAAACACUUUUUGAUUUGCUGAAUCUUUACGACAAGCAUCGAAGUUUGUCACCCGAUCACACUGCCAUGAUCCACGGCACAGAGGUACCCGGAGUGACCCCACUGCAAUGGCUCAGUGAACAUUUCAGUUACCCUGACAAUUUCUUACACAUUUGUAUUGUCCCUAAAGACACUCCAGAAACUACCUAGGCUUUGUGCUGCUGCAUGACUCUCUUGAUUUUGUGUGUGUCUUUUAAUUUGUCUGUUUGUGUGAGUGUAAUUAUAGCUUUAUAUUAGCUUUGUAUAGGGCUCACAUAAUUAUUAUAAUAAUUGUCUCAAUUA